AGAUUUUAAUAAUACUAUUUGGUUUUAAAAAAAGACCAUUUCUUGCGUCGUACAACUAUAUAUAAUUGUUAACAAUAGGUUUGCAAAAUUAAUAAUGCAAUUUAUAUUUCAAUACAGUAUUACAAUUACAUUGAGUCUAGUAAGCCGCCAUUUUUAUUCUCAACUCAUAAUUUUGAACAUUCUAUUAAUUCUCAUUCUAUAAAUUUUGAUCAUGAUCGUUUAUAUCGAACUUUAGAUAUAAUGCUUCCAGAUAACAACAAUAUAGUUGUUGAGAAGGCAUUUAGAACGUGAAAAAAUAGAUAACAGAUUUUAAGUCCAUAAAAUGAAUAGGCGUUUACAAUAUGUAACAAACACAUUAUUCGCCCUUAUCCUCCUGAUAUUUUUCUGAAUGUAUACACGUUCAUAUUCUGAUUUAACGAUAAAUUACAAUAAAAUACAAAUACUAUUUCCCGAACAGUAAUUCUUCGAAUAGAAUUCUUUUAACAUAUGAACGGCUAUUUUAUAUUUUUAUAUUUGAAAAAAUGUCUAAGGAUAGGAACAUUAGUAUUUGUUAAUUUAAAAGUGUUGCUGUAAUAUUUAAAUUUUCAGACAUUGUUACCCUUAUCACGAGCUGAAUAUAAAUUCGGUAACCGGAUGCGAUGGAAGUGACAUUGCAGAAUUGCAUGUUCCUGAUGAAAGUAAUGUUUAUAACAAUAUACAGAACACUAGAGAUUUAGAGACGUUUACUUGGCCAAAGGUUUUUUCAGACAUGGACUUGACGGUUGGGCUUCCUUAUUGCACUUACGAUUACAAUGCAAGCGUGUUUGGUGAUUGGUUUAAAUGUGAAAGAGAUAACAAAAUCAUACCAGAGUCGAUGGUCUGUAUUUAUUCCGUAGAUGCUUACGGUUACAUGACUGGAUGUAGAUCUGGGGACCAUUUACAAAAUUGUGAAAAAAUCCUUUGCCCUGAAAAUACAGUCAAAUGUCCUGACAGUUACUGCAUUGAACAGAGAUUUCUUUGUGAUGGACAUAUUGAAUGUCCUGGAGGAGAAGACGAACAAGAUUGUACUUGUACAGAUUCGGAUAGAGAAGUUAUCUUAUUUGUGGAAGAUGGAGACCCCGAAAUCGGAGAAACAGCAGUACAUUUAGCUAAACAAUUUUUUACAAACACUAAGAAUAGUAUUGUGAGAUUAUUUUAUUUUAAGAGUCUGAAUGUAUCGGUGGAUUUUGACAUUACCUUUAGGUUGUUGGAAAUACGAGUAGAACGUGUUAAUCAAAUACGAAAAACUGAAUGCAAGUAUAAAACAAUGGCAAGAGACUUUGUUAAAAGGCUGCACUUUAGCAAAUCAGAAAGAAGAGGUGUUAUUGUGUUUCAGAAUAGUAAUGAAUCAGCAGUUGUUUCCAGUUUAGCAUUGUCCAAUCUCUCACAGCCAGUGUUUUCAAUAUAUCGGGUGGUAAAAGAUUUCAGUUCUUCACUUUAUAAAGAUGAUAAAUACAAAUUUGUAAAAGACAUUCAUAUCAGUAAAUGGAGGUCUCUGUAUUGGACUGGAUUCAGGAGAUUUCCAGAAAUAUGUACAGGUGAGUGA
This is a messenger RNA of Ruditapes philippinarum (Manila clam), 1564 nucleotides long. RefSeq lists its product as uncharacterized. Lineage: Eukaryota; Metazoa; Mollusca; Bivalvia; Venerida; Veneridae. Bases 749 to 1564 code for a protein of 271 amino acids. Gene Ontology annotation, molecular function: protein binding. The record is from RefSeq and is a predicted model, not a curated record. The transcript has 4 exons.